GUAAAGAAAACGAUUGACGACGAGGACAAUUACUGUGACGGUGAGUUGCUGAAGAUGAUGCUUGAGGCGAAAUCGGUCUUCGAUGAGCUUGAUGUUCGUGAUCUGAGGGAUGCACGCACACGCGCCAAUCCAUACGAAACAAUUGGCUCGGCAUUUUUCCAAAAUCGGUAUUGUUUUCGCGUUUUUUCCAAAAAUUUUCAAAAAAAGAGCGCAACUUUAUGCCCAGCGUAG
Molecule: messenger RNA, 231 nt
Organism: Gongylonema pulchrum
Lineage: Eukaryota; Metazoa; Nematoda; Chromadorea; Rhabditida; Gongylonematidae
Source: the annotation of a GenBank genome assembly